Molecule: messenger RNA, 1888 nt
Organism: Solanum dulcamara
Lineage: Eukaryota; Viridiplantae; Streptophyta; Magnoliopsida; Solanales; Solanaceae
Product: tRNA-specific adenosine deaminase TAD1
Exons: 11
Coding region: 58-1353 (431 amino acids)
Biological process (GO): RNA processing; adenosine to inosine editing
Cellular component (GO): cytoplasm; nucleolus
Molecular function (GO): double-stranded RNA binding; double-stranded RNA adenosine deaminase activity; tRNA-specific adenosine deaminase activity
Source: RefSeq, a predicted model, not a curated record
UUUUUGGACUUAUCUUUUUUCCUUUUAAUUCAGUCUACUUCUCGCUUCACUGAAACUAUGGAGACAGCCGGAGAAACGGCUCCGGCUCCGGCACCGGUGAAACCGUGGGGAGAGAUAGUAUCAGAAGCAGUGCUCUCAGUCUAUCGCCGUCUACCGAAGAAGGGAAAACCUCAGGGCCGUGAAGUCACUGUUUUGUCUGCUUUUCUUGCAUCUUCACCUUCACAAGAACUGAAAGUGAUUUCGCUGGGAACGGGGACAAAAUGCAUAGGGCGUUCGCGAAGGAGUUUGAAAGGUGAUGUUGUGAAUGAUUCUCAUGCUGAAAUUAUCGCAAGAAGAGCUCUACUAAGGUACUUGUAUUCAGAGAUUCAAGAGCUUUACAAUACUCAUGUCCAUAGCAAUGGAAGUGUGUUACGUGAUGUGGAAAACUCCAUGUUCCAUUUGGAGAGUGACGGUUUAGGACCAAAAAGAUUGAAAAUGAAGCAUGGGUGGCAGUUACAUUUGUACAUCUCACAAUUACCCUGUAGCUUCUUUGCAGGUGGAGUUGCCUCACCUGGUUCAGAGCUUGCUUUAUUGCAUAAUAGUCCUGCAAAGAAAGGGGACAUGAUGUGCUCAUCUAUGCAACUUAGUUAUUCAAAAGGGGAGUCGUCGGGAUAUACUGCAAUGAAUGAUGGUUGUUUUCUCAUGCCCUUUGGCACAGUCAAGCGAAAACCUGGUCGUGGAGAUACAACUUUGUCAGUCAGCUGCUCUGAUAAAAUUGCCCGUUGGAACGUGGUUGGUUUACAAGGAGCUCUACUUUCUUAUUUCUUGGAGCCAAUUUAUAUUUUUUCUUUGACCAUUGGACAAUCCAAUAUAGCUUCUAAAACCUCCAUUAUUGAAGAUGAUGUGAUGAGAGCUAUACACGAGCGUAUCUUACCAUUGUCCAACAAGUUAAUGGAGCCAUUUCAAGUGAACAAGCCACUUGUCUUUGUUGCGCCAAUUCCACCCGAAGAGUUUCAACAUUCUGAAACUGCUCUGAAUACUUUAACAUGUGGGUACUCCAUAUGCUGGAACAACUCUGGAUUGCAUGAAGUCAUUCUUGGAACCACUGGCAGGAAGCAGGGCACUUCUGCAAAGGGCGCUAUGUCUCCUUCCACUGAAUCUUCUCUAUGCAAGAAGCGCUUUUUGGAGUCGUCCUUAUCACUAUCACGUAACUGCUUAGGUGAACAUGCUUUUGUUGGGAACUCUUAUCGAGAACUAAAGGAUAAGUCGCAAGAAUAUAAUUUAGCUUCAGAAAUCUUCAAAGGUAGUUCAAAUUUCAAGAACUGGUUUCUGAAACCUCAAGAUUUUGAGGCCUUCUCAUUCAUGGCUCCGUGAGUGCCUUGCAGGGACGAUGGUGGAUCUGUGAAUGUAUUUGACGGUUGAAGUGCUGAACAUGGCCCAUGGGUUGUGGCUCAUUUUGCGGCAGAGCCUGAUAAUUCGAGCCCUUUCUGGGCUAACUUCGUUGAAUUGCCAGGGGAAUUACUCAAAUCAUGUGAUUCAUAUAUCUUGCCCUGUUGUUGAGAAUUAAAAAUCUGAGCCAUGAUGCAUUAUGCAUACAAAAGGGUAUUGUAAGUUGUCACUCUUGCUGUAUGACUUCAUUGCACACUGCUUAGAGGAAGGCCUGACAUUUUAUUGUGUUGCAAUGCAGAACGUCACAAUAGCAUUCACAAGAUAUUCAUGGCCAUUUAGGAAAAGUAGAUGAUUAAAAGAACUUUGAUAGAGCUAGGUAAUAUUUAAAAACCAUCCCUUUUUGCCUCUUUUUAACUCUUUUUGAGAGUAGUUUCUUGUGUUAGUGAAGUGUAAUUUGUUUGCACAUGAAUGAAGGAUUAGUCUGUAAUAUCAGCUCAUUAAAAUGAUGUUAUGGCUUUGA